GACUUUUAGUACUAUUUUUGUUGCAUUUUGUGUUAUUCAAAAUUCUUCAUCAUUUUGAUUUUGUUUUGUUAAUUUCAAUACAAGAACAUGAAUUCAUCGCGAAAAAUUAACUUUAGUACUACAGGAACUGAUCCAGACGAUAAUUUCAGUGUACCUGAAACCCUAUCUGUUUCAAUGACUUCAAAACUUUCAAAGAGAAAGUCGUCACCAGUUGCAUUUAAAUUGCCAGAAGAAGAACUUGAUGAAAAAUUCCCAAAUGCGAAAAAAUGUUCUAAUUUUCUCGACAUAACAAGUGUGUGUGAAGAAUUUGUCGGUGGAAUUUUACAAGCGGGAUUAAAAGAAGCUGAAGAUAUCUUAUUGAAUAGAAGUUUUACGAUACAACGAUCAACCCAAGAAGUAAAGUCUUCAUCAUCAAGUUCAAAUGAUUCGGCUGAUGCCCAUCUAAUCCAUCUUGAAUUUUCAGGAUGGCCCAAAAUUGAACAAUUUUCAAUUCGAUUAGGUCUUCAAAAACUCCAUGAAUUUAUGAAUUUUUGGAUGUAUGAAGAAGAUUGGCUUUUUGAUAUUGAAUAUAACAGCGGUUGGAGUGAUUUAGUUCAGGAUUAUUAUUUAUAUGAAAGCGUUUGGAGUAUUCCAACUAAAGAGUAUCCUGUUGCACAAGCCACAGCAAGUAUUUUCUUCACAUACGAAGUGUCCAGAAUUAAACCAAAAUGUUGCGCGGUUGAAAUUUAUUACACGUUUGAAGGGCAACUAACGAAAUUUGCUCCAACAAAAGAAACUAAUCCGGAAAAAUGUCUUUUCAGCAUCGUUGAUGCUAAACUAAAAUUUUUUGAAACUUUAAGGUUUUAAUCAAAAUUAAUUGGUUUUCUUUUUAAAUAAACGAAUCCUU
Messenger RNA from Onthophagus taurus, 886 nucleotides. RefSeq lists its product as uncharacterized. Gene Ontology annotation, cellular component: cAMP-dependent protein kinase complex. The record is from RefSeq and is a predicted model, not a curated record. NCBI's taxonomy places the organism in Eukaryota, Metazoa, Arthropoda, Insecta, Coleoptera, Scarabaeidae. Gene Ontology annotation, molecular function: protein kinase A regulatory subunit binding.